AAAUCAGCUGUGUAAUGAAAACAAAAGACAAUGGCUUGCGAAGUAAAACACUGCGGAGAAAUCCGUGAUUUUAGGAAAGUUCAGGAAUACUUUGGACUCGGACACGAUGACAACUGGUUGAAUGCGGUGAACCAUGCCAUAUCGCCUACAGGCGAACUGAUUGCCCUCGCCCAGGGCGAAAAGUUGGCCUUUUUGUCCACCUGCUGGAGCAGCCAUGGGAGUGCCAACACCUACGCCCUCGGCUGGUGCGGCGAACUGGAGGAUCGCAACCAAAUCGUGACCAGUCUUACCUGCCUGCCGAUGACCCACAGUCGUGGCACCGAUGGAGCCAUCGAAUGGACCUGCGUGGCAGUGGGUCUGGUCUCGGGCAUGGUCAUCUUCUACACGGACUCCGGCCUGAAGCUCUUCUCUCAAUGCUGCCAGGAAGAUCCGGUCAUCGGAAUCAAGCUGGAGUCCCCGCCCCGACAUUCCGAAGCGGAUUCCCUGCUCUACAUCGUUUAUCCACGCUGCCUGUGCUUCAUCAAGGGCCAGGACAUCCUGCCCACGCUGACCAACUGCCGGCACAAUGUGCAGCGAAGUGCCCUGGAGCGAAGUACGUAUCCCACGGCGGAUGUGGUGCCAUUCCAGAAGUACAAGUUCAAGCAUGAGCGUGAGGGCGUGAUCAACGAUGCCGCCAUAUCCAGCAGCCAACGACCGCCCACAUACGACUACAUUGUCCAGCAGAGCAUCGGCCUGGGCUACUUCGCCAAGGUGCACGCCACGCCGCCGAGGAGCGCACAGGUUCUGACCGCCGGAGCGGAGCCAUAUUUGGGCUUCUUCCAGGCGGAGGAGGGAUACAAAACUAUAUCGCUGGGCGAGGUGGCCAAGGAUGUGAUCGGAAUAGCGUACAAAAACCUGCUGGGAGGGAUUUUUCGACGCGCUCCAGAGCCACUGCCGUCGCCCGAGGAGUCCCCACUGCCGGUGCCCACAAAAGAGGCACCGAUGAGGAUUCGCUGUCGCCUGUACGACGGAAAGCGGGAUGGCCUGACCUUGGCUGUGGCUCCCAGUGGACGCCUGGCUGUCGUCACUGAUAAUCUGGACCGAGUGAUGCUGGUGGACACACAGCAGGCCAUCAUCCUGCGCGUGUGGAAGGGCUAUCGGGAUGCCCAGUGCGCCUUUGUUCCGGUUAAAGAGCGCUCUGUGCGCGGCAUCAAGACGCACAAGAGAAAGGCUUUGUUCCUGGUCAUCUACGCUCCCCGAAUGGGCUGCCUGGAUAUCUGGGCACUGCAAAACGGACCCAAGGUGGCCGCCUUUAAUGUUUCGAAAAGCGGGCAACUGGUGUACAACAAUCACAGUGCUCUAGGCGCCGUAAGUAGUGGUUCAGCGGGUGCCGGCAAAAAGGCUUUUGCUAUCAAUCACUGCCUUUUCCUGGAUCCCAGCGAUGGCAGCCUAAAGGAGGUGCACAUUCCCUUUCACUAUGCCCUCAGUGAAACCAGUUCGCAGACAUCUCGGGACAUCCAUAUGCUGAGGCGUCUAAGAAACCAGUUGAGAGGCUUGAAUCAUGGAGAUGCCAAGGAUACUAUGCUGGGCGAGAUAGGGGAACUGGCAAGUGAACUACUGACACUAGAGGUGCGUCAACAGUGCCUGGAGAUGGUGCUCAAGAGCAAGAAGCUGCAACCACGCGUGUUUCAGUGCAUCAUUAAUGCCUUUAUUGAGAAACCUCUACCCAACCCGGCAAUUUGCGAGGAAUUUGUCAAUCAAAUCGAGAACUAUAAACGCUUGACCGAUCUCUACUUGGCCCUGAGUCUGGCCAAUCAGCGGGCCGACAACGAGCCACCCGUGGAGCACCUGGAGCUCUCCGAUGCAGAUCUUGUGACGAUUAACAAGUUGGUUUUGCUCCUGGACGAUGGCACUGAGAAGGAAAAAUCGGCCACCACCCGCGAGGUGAGCUUCAAGCUGCAGGAGGAGCACAAGACCGAGGAGUUUGUGGAUUACCUGAGCAUCUUCAACAUUGAGAGUCCGGAUGGCAUCAGUCUGCUGCCGGAGAAGUCCGACAAGUUUGGCGCCGUUAGCAUCGAUCUCUUCAGUCAGUUUUUUGCCCAAGGUCUGUGCUUUGGCCAAUUCAAACAGUGGAUCCAUCAGGCCUGUCUGCCGAGCAGGGAUCUGCUAAAGCUGGUCACUUGGUUUUGGCUGGAAAAGCCUUUUAAGUACAACAACUGUGAUGAAGUGGUGGACGACAUGUCUAGGAUUGCUGCCAUGGUGCAGACCGUUUGCGAUCUGGCUGGUGAACAUAUCCACGACUAUGCCUAUAAUGCCAUCUCGCCGUGGUGGCAAGAGGUACGCGAACUGCUCCUGGAGAGCAAACAGUUUUCCGGUCUGCUAGUGGCCAUUGUCUGCAAAACGGUGGCCAGCAAUUUGUGGCGCAGCAGAAAGGAGGGUUCCUGUGACGAAGCCUCGCAAAACGAGGAGGAGGAGCGCUGGGAACGCAUCUCACACGACGAGGCCCAGUGGGGAUUGCUCACCGGCAAGCUGGAAGAUGUGGCUGUGCUGGGAGCCAUACUGGGGAAGCCACUCACCUGCAGGAAUCCUGUCGGUCCGGAGAUGUCCUACGAACCACCCGACUGCAGCCUGAAAAGCAUUGUGAGCAGCGGAAAGGGCAUCGUCACAGAACUAACGGCCAAGUGGCUGAUCAGUGCGCAACUGCAUCCCAGUAAAAUAUUGGAGAUUUCGGCACCCGAAUCCUUGGACGACGAAAGUAAAAUGAAGCCGAAGGGAGGCCCAAAAGAGGAGCAGACCGACGAGGGGGCAGAACUAGAAGAGGACCAGGAAGAGGACCUGGAAAUGGCCAAGGAAGUUCAGGAAUCCAACAACGAACCGAUUCUCGAGCGAUUGGCUCUGCUACGCGCUCACUUUCCCUUCAGUUUGGAAUCGGGCGUGCUGCUGAGUCUCAUGUCCUGGCAGUACAUGGUGCAGUGGAGCAAGCAGCUCUCAUCGCUGGACCACCUGAGGGCAGCCUUGCUCUGUUUGACCCAAUUCCGGACCACCGACUGGGCCCUGAAGCAUGGCAUCUGCUGCAUGCUUUGGAAUGCCACCUUGAAGUAUCCACUGCAGGCGGCGGCCAAGCUGAUACAGAAAGUGGGCCGCCUGCCGGUGGACAAGAUGUGCCAGCAAGAUCUGGAUAUGUCGGCGGGCAAGGUGCCGGAGUUUCUGGAACUCAGCCUGGAGUUCCUUCAGCACUUCACCACAUCGAUGGAGCACGACAAGCGGGAGCUGCACUUCGAACAGUCGCUCAGUGAGGGAGCCCUUCCCCUGCAAUUCCUUGCCCUCCAGCAGCACCAUGCCAUGCCGCAGUUGCUCCGCCUGCAGACGGAACUGUGCAGUGUGCUCCACUUCGUAUCCUUCUUUCAGUUGCGCGUUCCCAAGCCGCUGACCACGCUCUUUGACUCGAUGAGCAACAAGGCUCUGCUGGCGGACAUCAACAAGGAGCUACCCUACGUUCUGCCCGCUCCAGAUCUCGUCCUGCAACAGCAGCGCACCGACUUCCUAUGUCGACUUGUGGCCGCCACCAUGGACCUGAUCAGAGAGGAUCUGCAGCAGUUGUACAUCCUCGAUCACGUCUUUUACAUGGCCAAGAUCUGCGCUCUGGCUGACAGCUGGGAGCUCGACAAACUUCCCAUCCUAAGAAAACAGGUGGUGGAGCUGUACGCUUUCGGCUAUGAUGCGGAGGCCCAGAUGCUGCUCCACGACAUCAGUGAGGACGAGGAGCUGGGCCGACUGCUGCUCGAGAUAGCCGGCCGGCGGCUCAAUCUCUACGCGGAGAGCUCGCAGUCGACGUUCCUCAAGAUUGCCUCCGUAGGGCACCAGUUGCUGGCCUACCUAGACAACCUGAAGGAGCCGAUGACGGAGCAGAGCAUCCAGAUUGCGGCCACCAAGCCGGACGAGAUCGAUGUGGCCGCCCUGGACAGGCUGCUGUCGCACGCCUACAAGUGCCUCUGCCGGCGCGAAUCCAAGCAGUUGCCCAUCAUAGCCCAGAUGUACAACGCCGUGCGCAUCCUGCAGAACUGAGGAGGAGGAGGAUGACAUGGAAACACUUUCGUUGUUCAAUGUUUAUAGCCAGCAAAUCAUUGCCGCAUUACCACAUUUCAAUGUCCUACGGAAAGACAUUCACUUAACCAUUAGCAAGAACUUAUAGGUACGACAUGAAACAGAGUUGAUCGAUUUAUUAUUUUAGCAAGAACCAAACACAUUUGAUUGAUCGUUAAUUAGCAAGAACUUAGGAAACGAAAUGAUGAUACCCAUUAGCAAGAACUUAGAGCACGAAAUGAUGAUACCCAUUAGCAGGAACUUGGGAAACAAGAUAAUAUACAUUGAUCUGAAGCACAUUAAUUGAUUGUUAAUGAGCUUAAUAACGACUGGAGCUGUCCUCUUAUGUUUGAUUGAAUAUUAUAUUUUUUAAAAUGA
Messenger RNA from Drosophila elegans, 4440 nucleotides. RefSeq names its product rab3 GTPase-activating protein regulatory subunit (gene Rab3-GAP). Bases 31 to 4044 code for a protein of 1337 amino acids. Gene Ontology annotation, biological process: regulation of GTPase activity. The record is from RefSeq and is a predicted model, not a curated record. The transcript has 8 exons. NCBI's taxonomy places the organism in Eukaryota, Metazoa, Arthropoda, Insecta, Diptera, Drosophilidae.